AUGCAGCAACCUAACAUCUCGGCGGAAAAGAUUACCAAGAUGUGGUCUGCAGCAAAGGAGAAAUGGAACACGCCUAAUGCCAACUGGAAGAGUGAAGCCGGCAACAACCAGCCAUGGCUUUCAUUUUGCCAAGGUAAGAGAUGGGUGACGUAGGGCUGGGUAUAAAACAGCGUCUGUUUUCUCAGGAACCUUGGGCGAUUUUGUGGCUGUGGCGUCAAAUGUGCCGAUCCUGAUUCAGCGUGCAAGUGCUACUACGGUCGGAGGUUUGAUAUUGCACUUGGAGUUGUAGACAGUGUUGUAAAACGUACUCCCGGGAUGACGUCCACAUUGAGGCCUGAUUGAAAAGGAUUGUCUGCACCAUGAAAUUUUAUCGUGUAUUGUGAAGCAAGACCAAACACCUUACCAAUUGCUACAAACAGACC
Ectocarpus sp. CCAP 1310/34 is the source of this 422-nucleotide messenger RNA. Lineage: Eukaryota; Phaeophyceae; Ectocarpales; Ectocarpaceae. The record is from the annotation of a GenBank genome assembly.